ACAUCUAUAUAAUGCAGUUUUUCAAUGACUAUGACUAUAUUUACGUUCAUGAUAUUGAUUUAAAGAGGAUAGGAUUGAAUUUUGGAUAUAUAGCGAUUGUUAUAUUAUUAUUUUUAUAAUUGUUUAAAAAUUAUACUUGUGUGAAGUGACAAACAUGCCAACAUAUGAAUUGCCGCUGUUGUUACGUAUCAUGAAGAAGCCGGAAUUGGUAGAAUCUUUAAAAAGAACAACCACAACAAUAUUUAAUACUGGUGGCUUUAUCAGAAAAAUUGAGAAUUGGGGAGUAAAACGGCUUCCGGUCAAAGCCAAAAUUCAUGGACGUCUUCAUAGAGAAGCAAAUCAUUUUUUAAUAUAUUUUGAUGCACCACCAAAAGAAAUAGAGAAAAUUAAUGAUGAAUACAACAGAGAUAUUGAUGUUAUUAGAGCAAAAAUAUUUAAACAAAAUAUACCAAGGGAACAACAGUGUACGUUCCAUGAAGAAAUGUUACCUCCACCAUACAGACCUAGUGUUCAGAAAAUGAUGGAAUUGGCAAAGAAGCGGCAUAAUAAUAAAUACGAAUUUAAAUAUAAUAGUGGAUUGAACUAUUAUCCUUUUAAUAAAUAAU
Messenger RNA from Nylanderia fulva, 605 nucleotides. It is a transcript of the gene mRpS6, whose product is annotated as mitochondrial ribosomal protein S6. Gene Ontology annotation, biological process: translation. Lineage: Eukaryota; Metazoa; Arthropoda; Insecta; Hymenoptera; Formicidae. The record is from RefSeq and is a predicted model, not a curated record. Gene Ontology annotation, molecular function: small ribosomal subunit rRNA binding; structural constituent of ribosome. Gene Ontology annotation, cellular component: ribosome; mitochondrial small ribosomal subunit.